AUGCCAGUUUCUGUACGUAUUCUGUUGAUGUACUGCUGCUUCAAACCCACUCCAGAAUUUUCUCCAUUGCUUGGAUUCCCAUCAAAAUUUUUAAGGGCAAGAUAUGGAUACCCAAUUCAAAAUAGUCUACCUCAGUUCAGGUAUUCCAGAUGGAUGGAUCUAGAUAUUGGACCGGAAACAGCCAAGCAAUUUGUUGAAGUUGUGGGACGUGCAAAAACUAUUGUUUGGAAUGGACUAGCAAGUAUGUUUUCUCGAGAGCAACAAAAGCUAUGA
Messenger RNA from Brugia malayi, 273 nucleotides. RefSeq names its product gag protein, putative. The record is from RefSeq and is a predicted model, not a curated record. Gene Ontology annotation, molecular function: phosphoglycerate kinase activity. Lineage: Eukaryota; Metazoa; Nematoda; Chromadorea; Rhabditida; Onchocercidae. Bases 1 to 273 code for a protein of 90 amino acids. Gene Ontology annotation, biological process: glycolytic process. The transcript has 2 exons.